AUGCCCAAUAUCAAGUAUCGCGCGUCACCACCGAACGAAGAUGGCCUAUAUGCCGCAUUGGCAAAGAUGGAAGCUACAGACGCAGCUUCUAUUUAUAUUCUCCGCAAACGGAGCCAACACGAGCCGCUACGUAAUAUUAUUUCAGGGCUAUGGUUUGCAAUUCUCUAUCGGGCAGUCGAGCAUCACACACCCAGUGCAAAAGUAAUGCGCAAGAACUCGCGACGUCUUGCUAUUCACGACCUUACGGCUUGUCUACGGGACGGAAAUGAGAUUUCUAGUCAUAACGAGAAUAUUAGCAAGAUGAUCUCGAAGCGUAUGAGGUCGGGACUAGCUUCGUGGACUAUGAUUUCACAAGGACCAGGCCUCCUGGCCAUCGUCAAUGUCUCGAAUCCCCCUUCGAAGAAAGAACUUCGCAACUUUCUAUCCGAUUUGCCAGACGAUGAUAAGCACCAUUCAAAUCGAUAUCGAACCGUUAUUCAGAGGAUCCUAGGAUUCAUUGAGAAAACUUUGAGAAGAACGCAGAGCUUAUACCGGUACGUGGAGAAGGCAUUACGGGAUGUCAUCGACCUGGUCAAUUGCGAAACCUACCGCGGGGACGAUGACGUCGAAGAAGCUGACAUUCAGCAUCCUCGAUAUCCCAAUAGUUAUAUCUGGUUCGACUCAUCUUGUAACGGCUAUAGUAUAUCGCUUGAGGCAUCAUUUAACAAGAGCACCUAUCCGCGUUAUAUAGUGCAGUAUGAUUCGCCAAUCUUUAUCUGCGUUCAAUCGGGGGAUAUUCACGGUGCCCAAGCAUUGUUCCAGGGGGAAAAGGCAUCGAUUUACGAUGUUGAUCCGUAUAACCUUGGACUCCUCUAUUAUGCAAGUUAUUAUUGCUGGAGGUGCAAUGGGGCAGGAAGUGCGAUACGUAUGUGUAGGAUGUUGAUUCAAAUGGGGGCGGAUAUGAGUAUGAUAGAUGAAGUUGGGAAUGCGCCUAUUCACACGAUGACCGACUCGGCUUUAGUGGAGAGAUGCAGACACCUAGGAUCGGCAGCUCUUAUUGAUGUGGGACGUCUCUAUAACAUGAGCAGUCAAGAACUUGUUGAGGAGCAUCGGUCUAGUUCCAAGCUCACAACACUUCAUGAAACUCUCCUCAACAUCAAUCCAGAAUAUACCAGCCUACCAGAACAUCUUCAAUCAUUACAGAGACUCGGAACUCUCGCAGAGCUGAUCGACAAGCCGGAUUCGCGCGGUCGAAGUGCUCUUGCGUGGGCCGUCGAAUACGGCAUGGCUAAUAGUGUUCAAGCACUAUUGAGCUUUGGCGCCAACUGCUGUCAAUAUAGAAAGUCCUCCCAGAGCCAAUUCCCGCUACUGCAUCUUGUGAUUGCUGGGCCGCCGCCGCCGCUAACAUCAGGCUUCCUCGAGGUAGUCAAGAUAUUACUAGCCACAGAGAUCGAUAUUAAUGCGAGGGAUGAUGAGGGUUGGUCGGCUUGGCAUGUGGCAGCAUCUUGGAGAUCUUAUGAUAUCCUACGCUUGAUUAUGCGUACUCAUGGGACUUGUGUAAAAUUAGAUUUACGGACAAAUAAUGGAGCAUCAGCACAUGACCUGUCGCAAGACGCGGAUUUCUACGGAAGGCUUCUGCCGAACUGGCGUAGUAGAUACUAG
This is a messenger RNA of Venustampulla echinocandica, 1641 nucleotides long. RefSeq lists its product as uncharacterized. Lineage: Eukaryota; Fungi; Ascomycota; Leotiomycetes; Helotiales; Pleuroascaceae. The record is from RefSeq and is a predicted model, not a curated record. The transcript is spliced from 3 exons. Bases 1 to 1641 code for a protein of 546 amino acids. Gene Ontology annotation, molecular function: protein binding.